UCAUAGUUCAAAAUUUUAAAUAUUUUGCAUUGAUCACCAUAUAUAAAUUUUGUUUUUAAGAACCAAGAAACAUGGAAGCUUGUUUUCUUUCUUCAAAUUCCUUUACCAAAUCAUUGGAAGUUGUCAUCCCAAAUAUCAAAUCAAGAGUUUUUGUGCAACCCAAAAGAUCUUCUUCUCAAUUUCAACUUAUUAGGAAAACAGGCACUCACUUUGCUACAACAUGUUGUCAAUCUAAAUCAAAUUCACCAUCACCCUCUUCAAGAGACGAAGAUAAUUCGUCUCUUGAUGCAGACUGGCGAUCAUUUAGAGCAAGACUCGUAGCUGGAGAACAAGCAUUUAGUUCAAAAGAUUCUCAAGACGACAAUCUAGAUACUGCGGUGCACCAGCCACAAUCCAUGCCAAUAGGUGACAGGUGGGCUCAUGCCAUACAUGAGCCCGAAAAAGGUUGCUUACUUAUUGCGACGGAGAAACUAGAUGGGGUCCAUAUAUUUGAAAGGACAGUGGUCCUUUUACUAUCAACGGGCCCAGUAGGCCCAACAGGAAUAAUACUUAAUCGCCCGUCCCUCAUGUCAAUAAAGGAGACGAGAUCAACUUCACUAGACGUAUCGGGAACAUUUUCGGACCGCCCAUUGUUCUUUGGUGGGCCACUUGAAGAAGGGUUAUUUUUGGUGAGAGGGGAUGAUGGGGUUAAGAAUAGUGGGGUGUUUGAUGAAGUAAUGAAAGGGGUGUAUUAUGGGACCAAAGAGACUAUAGGAUGUGCUUCUGAGAUGGUAAAAAGAAAUGUUAUCGAGGUUAGUGACUUCAGAUUUUUUGAUGGAUAUUGUGGCUGGGAGAAAGAACAAUUGAGAGAUGAGAUCAGGGCUGGGUAUUGGUCUGUUGCUGCUUGUAGCCCAAAUGUAGUUGGGCUAGCAACUGUGGGAAGUGUUGGGCUUUGGGAAGAAGUUCUUGGGCUUAUGGGCCACAAAAAAGUUUGGUAACCAAUAAGGACUCAACCCAACCUUUUCUUCGAGUCAACUAUGUAAAUUAUGGUAUUGCAAACUGAAAUCAAAGUUUAUGUGAAGUAUGACAACAAGGAGUAAAGUUGUAGUC
Molecule: messenger RNA, 1089 nt
Organism: Erigeron canadensis
Lineage: Eukaryota; Viridiplantae; Streptophyta; Magnoliopsida; Asterales; Asteraceae
Product: UPF0301 protein CHU_1773
Exons: 2
Coding region: 72-977 (301 amino acids)
Source: RefSeq, a predicted model, not a curated record